This is a messenger RNA of Bursaphelenchus xylophilus (pine wood nematode), 4108 nucleotides long. Lineage: Eukaryota; Metazoa; Nematoda; Chromadorea; Rhabditida; Aphelenchoididae. The record is from the annotation of a GenBank genome assembly.
AUGCAGUACAAGAAUGCCGAUGUGCGACGGCUGUAUGCAGAUCGAGAAGAUAUUGAUGUAGAGGAAGCGAGAAAUCUCUUCCUGAGGGACGAUAUCCUUCGAGCAGAGGAUGUAAGUGUCAUUUCUUAUUUUUGCAGCUCAUGUUUUACCUUUUGCAUGUGUUUUUUACUGAUUUUGACCUGUUUUUGGCUUCUAGGGAAAGAAAUUGUGCGUUUUCAUUGCUCUCCACAAACUUGAUCGAGAUGUUAUGUACGACUUGCUCGGUGAAAUGGUCGUGAAUCGGGCUAUGACUCAGUAAGUUGGCAUUUAUUUGGUUUUCUUGUUUUAGGAGGGAUGAGGAUGUCCAAGGCGGACAGAAGAUUUUCAGUCUUUUUGUUUUGGUGUUAAGUAUAAUAUGGGACCAAAAACGGAUUGUUUCGGACUUUGUUUUUUGAUGUAGCUGCUUGUUCGAGCAAUCAUAUGUCGGCUUCAAGGCAUUUUGGACUUUUGCUUGAAGUUUUUUCUGCGAGUUUAAAAGUUUUGACGUAUCUUUUCAUCAUGGUCAACAUCAGAAAUUAUUUAUAUUUAUCUUUUUUCUGGUACGCUGUCAUAUAGAUUAUAGAUGGAAUGUGUUACAGAGACCAUCUUUCUCGUAUUGGACGAUUUCUGGCACUUUUAUACGAUCGAGCUUCAGACGAUAUCAUCCUUCAAGGUGAAGAUUCUCAACAAGCCGAAGAUAAAUUGACGAAACAAUGGUUGGCCACAGUUUUUACCGAGUUUGUUGAUUUUAUUACUAUUUGCAAGGAUCGGGAGAUUGCUGAGAAAUUCGCGGCGGUAAGAAAUUCUUACAGUUGACAUUAAUAUUUUAGGUGUUCAAAUCAGCAGUUGACGAUCCGAAGCCCGACCUCAGCACAAUGCUCUUCACGGCCACGAUGAGAGUUUGGUCGCGAAUUGACGUAAGUCUAUUUGGUUUCUGUUUUGAUUUCUAGUCUCCCAACGAUCACAUUGCUUGGGGUGCCUAUUAUGUUCAACAGUGCGUCUAUCCGCCAAGAAGUGAGGAUAAGAUUCAGCAGGCGGUCUAUGAGGAGAAGCAUCAAGCUGCUUUCAUUUCUGCGCUCAAACAUCCUAGUGUUCCCAUUCGUUUGCAAGCUUUGGAGGGCGCCGUGGAGAAGGUCGUUUUCUGGUGGGACGACUUUCAAAAGUCGUACAGAUCUAAGUUUUUGGACGCUCUAUGCGAUCUGGCCAAGGAUUCGCAGGCCGAAUGUCGAGCGGCGGUUUUUAAGGUGAGUUUAAGAUUUUUGUCGUUUUUUUUUGAUUUUUAGGUAAACACGGAUUCAGAUUUGGGGCUGAAAUCUAAUGUUUUUGAUUUCAGUGCCUCAGAUUCUUUGCGUUGAACCCGGCAACAUCUUCCAAAGCAGCUUCUGAUUUAUUGCCAAGGAUCUGUAAAGAUGGCGUGGAUGACGUCAAAGAGAAAGUCCGUUACAAUUGCUGUAAAGCCAUGAAUUUUUUCGUGGAAAGAGCUAAUGUUACAGUAGGUUUUUGGACAAUGACUUUGACUAUUUUUUCACUCACAAAAUUAGUUUUUGUCUUUCUAGUUCAGCGGCUUCAUUGGUUUCGACGAUCUGUGUCAUCGUCUGGAUUUUGAAGAAAACGAGGCCAUCGAGCAAUGUCUGGUCAAGCUGAUCAAAACCAAGUCCCCAGCCGACUAUGGGCUUGUGCUGCAGAAGUUUGUCCAUAAAUUUGUGAAGAUCUCAAGAAAUGCCGCCCUCGACUACCAUCGAUUGCUCUUCUGCACUGGACUUAUCAAAUUGGAGGAUGCUUGUAAGUGUUUUUGAAUUUUUAGGUGUUUAGUAGCGUUUUAUGUUGGUUAGAAUGCAUUUGAAGACUAAUGAAAAUAAAUUUUUUAGUGAAGUACAUUGAGGCCCUUGUUGGUCUCAUCAACCCGUUUUUGGAGAAAAAAGACGAGUUCACGGAGGAAGAAGAGAUCGAAAGCUUCAACAGAAGUAGGUUUUUGCCUCUUUUUUCUUCAUUAUUUUAGAGGUAAACAUAAAAAAAGACGUCUUCGACUGCGCCAUCGUCCUCUACGCCACAAUUCAGCCCACAGCCGCCGCCUCGGACAACUCUCGAGUUCGCACUGACCUCUCGACAGUCAACCGCAUCUUCUCGGAGAUUGCGUCCACCAUUUUCGAGCUCUUUGAAUCCCAUGAAGGCCUCAUGGACUCGGCCUUAACGUUGGCCAGCCUGUCCCCGAACACGGUCCGAUUUCUCCCAAGGUUCUUCCUACAGGUGGAACGAGAUGUCCGUGGCGGAAAAAUUGUGGACAGGAAAAUCCAUGCCUUCGCCAUGAACGACAUGAACAGAUUCACUCAGAUUUUAUUGGAAGGAUUAACGCAAGUCCAACUGAGUUCGCAGAAAAUCGCAUCGAAAAAUAUCCCAACUCCCGCGAAACAGUCGAGACCGUCCAUCUUCUUGAAUGAAGUGGCGGUUAUUGAUGCGUUGACGGCAGUGUUGGACAAUCCAGCAACCUCAUCGUACCUUUUCAAUGUGAGUUUUGAAAAGAAAAAAAUUUGAAGAAAUUUUUUGUGGGAUUUUCUCAAAAUUUGGAGGACGUUUUUUUUUGAUACAGUGACGGACCUCAUCCAGUGACAAAAAACGUACCAUUUUGCAGCCGGGAAGUAUCAAAAAUGCAGCAAAAUACCUCCCUCUGCAAAUGAAAAACUCCGAUUUACAAAGCGCGCCAGCUGUUUUUGUGAGGGAAAAGGCGCGCCCAAAAUUUUUUGGUUGGAGAGGGAGGUAUUUUACUACAUUUUUGAUACUUCCCGGAUGUAAAAUGGUACGUUUUUGCCACUGGAUCAGGCCCGUCAGUGUAUCAAAAAAAAACGGCAUCCAAAUUUUGAGAAAAUAUGGCAUUGGCGUACUUUUGAAUUUUGGUUAUUCUAGGAAUACGAUUUCUUCGUCUCCCAAUUUAUCGAGAAGCUGGUUCAAACCAGAGACAACUUCAUGCUGGCCAGAAGGAAUGGCCGCUCAUCGAGGGACCUCCCAGAAGGCUUAUUUGGCCGCACAACGGACACAAUCGCGAUCUUGAGAAUAUUGAGUUAUGACAAGAAGAUCAGAGUGGAAGUCAAGGAAGAAGAAGAUAGUAAGAUUUUAAUUUUUUGGUUUUUUUGACAUUACCAUGGAUGAGUAGUACUUUUAUGAGGGUUAUGUUUCAUUUUGAAACUUUCAGCUCAACGCCGCAACCGGCGCGGACGCCGCGCGAGAACAGCUGAACCGGACGAACAAAGUCAGACCGGUGAAGCCGACGCCGACCCUCUUUUGUACGAAUCUGACUGGAUUGACACUCAGUUCGGCCUGAGCCCCCAAUUGGUUUGUCAGGCGGAGAUUGCCGAGACCCUGUAUAAUGCCCUCGGGCUGUAUGUGCGAAGCCAUCCACAUAAAGAAGCGACCUUGAAAAGAGUGCUGGCAACGAUUCAAAAAGUUCACGAAUAUGCCAUUGCCAACCCAAUCAGAGGAAAUCGGUCCACCAUAACGGCCUUUAACGAGUGUCAGAAGAGAAUUAAACACGCCUUGGAGAUUGUGGCGCCAACUGAAAAUAGACAGCAGAUCCCGACAAUUCAUGAAGAAGAUGAGGAGAAUUUGUCGAGAGAUGGAACGGUUGCCACCGUGGAGCAGAAUGAAGAAGGUAGGUCGAGUUUGGAGGGAAGAAUGAGAGUUUUAAACGGGUUUGGAGCAUUUUCCACGUUGAUGUCAAUGUCAUGGAUAACAUAUUUUUUUUCGAGACGGGCCUGAAUUUUGUAAAGGGAGUAGAAUGACGAAGAAAAAGGGGUUUUUGUGGAUGAAAUGAGAUAUUAAAAAAGAUUUUUGGCCAAAUUUUUGAAAUUUGAUGUCAUGGAUAAUAUAAUAUUUUUUCCAAAAAUAAUAUUAAGAUUGUUUAGAAGCCCCGCCAAUAGAGCCCUCGGCCAUCAUGGACGCCACAAUCAAGUCGGAACCGAACGUCGAAAAUUGCGGAGAGUUCUCGACCCUCCAGGAAAACACGGAAAAUGAACCGCCGGUUGAUCAUGAUACAUCGAGCAAAAUCGAAAAUGAAACGUCUUCUGAUCUCAAUGGAACACUCGUCGAAGGACCCUAA